UUUAAAGUAGUUAACUCCCAACGACUGUGUCUUUGUAUAAGGCUGGCCUGCGUGAAAAAAUUCAGUUCGUACGCACAAUCGAUUAUUUUUUACGGAUGUGGUAAUAUUGAUUUUUAAUCUUCCUAUCUCCUUCGCCUCCGAUCGCUCAUUAAGAGCGCUCAUAACGAUGUGCCCGGCAUCGCUACGGCUGAUUGGCCCCGGCGUAAUGAGCGGUGAUGUUUUUGUGCCACUGAUGGCCUUCUCCGCUGGCUAAGUGCACCAUUUAAUAAAGUAGCCAAAUCAAGGAAUCUCCGCCGGCGAUUAUAGAUUAUGGAUCACGCUAUCCGUUUCCGCGUAAAUCCAACCCAGUAAUGUCAAGAAGAGGCUGCGAGCCACUCACCCCGGUCGUUUAUUGGCGUUACCUUGUCAGAUUGGUAAUUGACGGGGUUUGGCAGCGGUUGCUGUAGGACAAGAAAUCUCUCGCAGAGAAGUGUUGAGAAGAAACAAAUCGUUCCUUACGGCUGUGCAUCGCGCUUCCUGUUGCAGCGCGCUGUACACGUGUUAAGAAACCGUUAAGACUAACGUGGAAGCUCCGAUUGGAUAGGCGCGGUUGCCAGUUGCAUGUGGCGCAAUGUUCUCCGCGGACAGUAACAGCAGCCGCGACGAUGAGGAGACCUGCCGGCACAACUACACCAUCCUGCUGCUCUUCAUCAACGCCACCAAUCCCGACUACUUCCUCUACCGUCUGAACGACAUCAUCAUCCUGCUGACCAUGGCCGUGCUGGGCCUCCUCUUCAACGCCCUCAUGGCCUGGCUGCUGCUGCGCGACCAGCUCUGUGCCCCGUCGGCUAACGCCUUCCUGGCCCUGCACUUGGCCAUAGCCGAUGUGAUAGUGGCCUUGUUCUGCAUGGUCUCCGACGGGGCGUGGAAUAUCACCAUGCAGUGGAUGGGCGGCAAUGUGCUGUGCAAGAUCGUCAAGUUUAUGCAGAUGUUCGGAUUAUUUGCCACAACUCUGAUCCUAACGGGAAUGAGCGUGGAACGCUGCAUUACCCUAAUCUUCCCCAUCAGUAAGUCCGGUCGGCAUUUGGCGCUGAGGCGCAGCCGGACUAUUGCCGGGUUUGUCUGGGUGAUUGCCGGCGUGUGCUCCAUCCCGCAGGCGGUUAUCUUUCAUGUGGAGCGCGCGCCGAUUUGCGUGGACUUCUACCAGUGCGUCACUCACGGCUCCUAUUCCAGCGACCAACAAGAGCUGGCCUACAACAUGCUCAUCCUGUGCCUAAUGUUUAUUGUGCCGCUGGCCGUCAUUUGCGUCUGCUACAUCCUCAUCUUUGCCAGCUUUACCAAGGAGGCCCAGCAAGCACUCGGUGAUAGUGAUAUCAGACCGCAGCUGCUGAAUCCCCACGCCCGAGACGGUCCAAGACGCGGUCAGCGACUGUACUUGAAAAUGCGAAGGAUAUCUUUGUGGAUGACAUUUUGCAUUGCCGUAACGUUUGUUGUCUGUUGGACCCCGUAUUACAUGCUGACGUUAGCACAUCUCUUCAAAUGGAGCAGUCCACCAGCCACACUGGCAUCGUUAUAUCUCUUUGGAAUGAGCAAUUCCGUAAUAAAUCCCAUAAUUUUCGCCGGUUUUCGAUGGGUUUCGGCGCAGCUGCCGGGAAACACCCACAAUAAGAGCCAUGGGAAUGCUAUGGACACCACUGAAGUGCCCGCUGGCCUCGUGCGGCUGAGGUCGCCGACGUAAUGUCCGAAAUCGGUUGUGCACUGCACACCGUGCUGUACAGCAUUCGACUACCUAUGUCGUGAGCGCGAUGGAAUGCGAUUGCAUUUUCGUGCAAGAUUUCGUAUAUCGUCAAGCUGUAUCACAACUUCUAUAAUAAUAAUUGUUAUUCGUUCCAAAACAGUCAGAAUGCGUGGAAAGGCAUGUUUUGCUCAAAGCCUGUAGAAUACCCGUGAAUUUCAGAGAAAUGCACAAGUUAUUG
Molecule: messenger RNA, 1955 nt
Organism: Paramacrobiotus metropolitanus
Lineage: Eukaryota; Metazoa; Tardigrada; Eutardigrada; Parachela; Macrobiotidae
Product: gonadotropin-releasing hormone receptor-like
Exons: 9
Coding region: 611-1717 (368 amino acids)
Biological process (GO): neuropeptide signaling pathway
Cellular component (GO): membrane
Molecular function (GO): corazonin receptor activity
Source: RefSeq, a predicted model, not a curated record